Molecule: messenger RNA, 1563 nt
Organism: Penicilliopsis zonata CBS 506.65
Lineage: Eukaryota; Fungi; Ascomycota; Eurotiomycetes; Eurotiales; Aspergillaceae
Exons: 2
Coding region: 1-1563 (520 amino acids)
Molecular function (GO): protein binding
Source: RefSeq, a predicted model, not a curated record
AUGAGUUCUCAUGUCGUUGUGAUAGAUACCACUGCUAGGCGAGCGACAGUUAAGACCACUCCAGCCAAGUAUCUCGCCGAUAUCCUCCAGGAAUCUUGCACCAAGUUGGGUCUCGAUGCAGGCCAGUAUGGACUAAAACACAAGAGCAAACAACUGGAUCUUUCUCUUUCCAUCCGACUAUCUGGCCUGAGUUCAGGUGCGAAGCUUGAGUUAGUUCAGCUUUCCCGGUCUCCCGCCGUUGUCACCAUUGCCCUCCAGCUACCCGAAUCGGAAGCCCACGGCGUACCAAAUGGACGACUAUUAGAUAAAUUUCCGAGCAAUACUACUCUAUGGAUCGUUCUCCGGAAGUUCGAGGCGGGUGUGGCUGGGAAUGCGUCCAUUCGCAACCUGACAGCGCGGGGCGUGCCUUCUACUGGUACCGGGGAAACCGGCUCUGGCAGACUAUACUACGAGAUUCCAGUGCUGCAGGUUGUAGGACGAGAGCUCUCGACAUUUACGGAUCUGCAGAAGUCUCUCGCGCAGCUAGGGUUUAACAGUGGCAAUGUUCUGAUGAGGUUGAGCUUCCGAAAAACGGAUGAACCUCUGGAAGAGGCGAUGGUGAAGAUCGAAGAGUACUUCAAAUCGUUCAGCGACGUUAUGUCCAACAGCACACCGACCACCGGGCCCCCACCAGAAGAAGUGACGGUAGCAACAACUGCUCAUCAAAACACAGCUAACUCAGAGCUUCCCCAACAGCCUCCUAGCUCUGUUGUUGAAUCUACACCUCAUCCCCCCAGUAGACCGACACAACCCAUCGACACUACCUCUACCGCUACGAGGUCGCCAUCAGCGGUGCCUAACAUCUCAUCACGUCCAGUAAUGGUAUUUUCUCCUCCAACCUCGGGCACUCCUCAAUCUGCGCAAACUACAUACAAUGACACAGAUUACGUACCCUCAAUGGACCAGGCACAGGCCCAUCAAAGACGUCUCAAUCAGGCCUCCCGGCCGACUCGUCUUCCUACCGAUGCCGAAAUAGCCUCCAAGGCGGCAGCCGAGCAUGAAAAGCUCGCCGCUGUCAAAGACGUGGACGUGAAGGUCCGGUUUCCUGACCAGAGCCAAGUUAUUGUGAAGUUCGGUCAACAUGACACAGCCAAGACUCUUUAUGAUUUUGUCAGAAGCUGUCUGGUUGAGCCGUUGGCGAGCGAGAAGUUCAUUAUUACCUCGCUCCCAACUGGGCUAAAGCCAGGUCAUACCGGGGCCAAGAUCCAAACAGCCAUCCCGGACACAUCAGAGGCCCUCUUGAUCCAAGAUCUAGGCAUGGUGGGCCGUGUCCUGGUGAAUUUCACAUGGGAUACCAGCGUGCCGCCGGCCGUCCGUGAAAGCAGGGAGAAUCUGCUCAGACUCGAGCUGCGCAGUCAAGCCCAGAAACUCAAGGUGGAUCCGGUCCCAGACCCGAGGGACGAGCCCGAGUCGGGUUCAGGCAGGAGUCUCGGUGCAAGCGGUGGUGACCAACAGGACAAGGAAAAACCGGGGCUACGAAAGGGCGGCGUUCCCAAAUGGUUGAAAUUGCCUGGGAAGAAGUAG